AUGUCUCAUAACAAAAACAAAAGAGCGUCCGAUAAACAGGACAAAUUACACUUUUUCGGCGCCAAACAGGGGCAAGCAAGAGGAGCAGUGAUACAGGAGCAAUCCCAAGAUGGCGCCGAGACAGACAGCGAACAAGGAACAAACAGCGAGGUUACAGGCCUAAUACUCACCACGGAGGGGCUGCAAGCUAUGUUCGAUGACAUGGUGGCGAAAUUACAAGGUACGCUGCAGCGAUCAUUUACAGACCUCUGCACCAAUAUCCACAAAUUAAGCUCCCGCACCUCGGACCUAGAAAACCACAUGGAGGCACACAACCGCCUAACUACUAAGGUGUAA
Messenger RNA from Pelobates cultripes (western spadefoot toad), 336 nucleotides. NCBI's taxonomy places the organism in Eukaryota, Metazoa, Chordata, Amphibia, Anura, Pelobatidae. The record is from the annotation of a GenBank genome assembly.